Molecule: messenger RNA, 1266 nt
Organism: Rhinolophus ferrumequinum (greater horseshoe bat)
Lineage: Eukaryota; Metazoa; Chordata; Mammalia; Chiroptera; Rhinolophidae
Product: septin-7-like
Biological process (GO): cytoskeleton-dependent cytokinesis; cilium assembly
Cellular component (GO): septin ring; cell division site; septin complex
Molecular function (GO): GTP binding; GTPase activity; molecular adaptor activity
Source: RefSeq, a predicted model, not a curated record
GCUGAGGAGAGUUGCAUCAAUAGCAGCACCAUGGCUCAACAGAAGAACUUUGAAGGCUAUGUGGGAUUUGCGAAUCUCCUAAACCAAGUGUAUAGAAAAUCAGUGAAGAGAGGGUUUAUAUUCACACUUAUAGUUGAGGGUAAAUCUGGACUGGGAAAGUCAACGUUAAUCAACUCAUUCUUCCUCACAGAUUUGUAUUCUCCAGAGAAUCCGUGUCCUUCCCAUAGAAUAAUGACUGUCCAGGUAGUGCAAUCCAAAGAUUUAAUCAAAGAAGGUGGUGUUCAGUUGCUGCUCACGGUAGUUGAUACCCCAGGAUUUGGAGACGCAAUGGAUAAUGAUAAUUGCUGGCAGCUUGUUGUCGACUACAUUGAUAGUAAAUGUGAGGACUACCUAAAUGCAGAAUCUCAAGUGAACAGAUGCCACAUGCCUGACAACAGGGUGCAGUGUUGUUUACACUGCUUUGCUCCUUCAGAGCAUGGACUUAAACCACUGGAUAUUGAGUUUAUGAAGUGUUUGCAUGAAAAAGUGAACAUCAUCCCACUUAUUGCCAAAGUAGACACCCUCGCACCAGAGGAGUGCCAACAGUUUAAAAAACAGAUAACGAAAGAAAUCCAAGCACAUAAAAUAUAUGACUUUCCAGAGACAGAUGAAGAGGAAGAAAAUAAGCUUGUUAGAAAGAUAAAAAAUCGUUUACCUCUUGCUGUGGUAGGUUGUCAGACUGUCAUUGAAGUUCAUGGCAAAAGGGUCAGAGGAAGGCAGUAUCCUUGGGGUGUUGCUGAGGUUGAAAAUGCUGAACGUUGUGAUUUCACAAUUCUAACAAACAUGUUGAUGAGAACACACACGCAGAACUUGAAAGACGUCACUAAUAAUGUCCACUGGGGGAACUAUUGGAGCAGAAAACUGGCUGCUGUGACUUAUGAUGGAGUUGGUAAUAACAAGAAUAAAGGGCAGCUUACUAAGAGCCCUCUGGCACAAAUGGAAGAAGAAAGAAGGGAACAUGUCGCCAAGAUGAAGAAGAUGGAGAUGGAAAUGGAGCAGAUAUCUGCAAUGAAGGGCAAAGAAAAAGUUAAAAAACUAAAGGACUCUGACGCUGAGUUCCAACAGCGCCAGGAGCAAAUGAAAAAGAAUUCGGAAGCGCAGCACAGAGAGGAAAAACGUCAUCAGUUUGAAGAUGAGACAGUAAACUGGGAAGCCCAACAUAUUUUAGAACAACAGAACUCUUCAGGAACCUUGGAAAAGAACAAGAAGAAAGGGAAGAUCUUCUAA